Molecule: messenger RNA, 690 nt
Organism: Acomys russatus (golden spiny mouse)
Lineage: Eukaryota; Metazoa; Chordata; Mammalia; Rodentia; Muridae
Product: paired immunoglobulin-like type 2 receptor beta
Exons: 4
Coding region: 1-690 (229 amino acids)
Molecular function (GO): MHC class I protein binding
Source: RefSeq, a predicted model, not a curated record
AUGGCUUGGAUCCUGCUUCUGCUGCUGCCUGUAGCCUGUCUGCAAGCUGGGAACUCAGCAGGACACAGCAGAGAAAUUGACUUUGGGAUCAUCCAACCAGCAAAGCUCUCUGGUGUCCAGGGCAGCUCCAUCGAGAUCCCCUUCUCCUUCUACUUCCCCUGGGAGUUGGCAGAGGACCCGCAGAUGAGGAUAACCUGGAGAUGGAAGCACUUCCAUGGGGAAUUUAUCUACAACUCCACCCCGUCUUUCAAACAUGAGCAUUUCAAGGACAGGCUCGUCCUGACCUGGAUACAGGGUCGGACAUCCGGGGCCCUCAGAAUCCUGAACUUGAAGGAGAAUGACCAGGCCACGUACUUCUGCCGAGUUUCUCUGCAAACGACAAAAGGCAUGAAGAUGUGGCAGUCUAUUCCGGGCACCCAACUCAACGUGUCCACUGGCUCCAACACCACCUCUCCAGGCCUCAUCUCUACAUCUCUGGCACCCACCAGUAAGGGCAUGAAGGGCACAGAAGACACAGACGAUCCCGGGCCCUUGGAUCUGAAAACCACAAUAGGCGUGGUGAUGGCUGCUGUCGUACUCGUGGCUGGGGUUCUGGCAUUGAUCGUGUUCCUCAGGUGGAAGAGAAGGAAAGUGCAGAUCCGUGAUGGCCCCCUCUCAAGACCAGAGCCAGACUCUGAAGCUUGCGCUUAG